Molecule: messenger RNA, 1380 nt
Organism: Trichomycterus rosablanca
Lineage: Eukaryota; Metazoa; Chordata; Actinopteri; Siluriformes; Trichomycteridae
Product: interferon-inducible GTPase 5-like
Exons: 3
Coding region: 108-1298 (396 amino acids)
Cellular component (GO): membrane
Molecular function (GO): GTP binding; GTPase activity
Source: RefSeq, a predicted model, not a curated record
CAUCAGGAGUGCACGGUGAGGAACAUUUACAGAAGGACUAAAGAAGAGAAAAGAGAUUUGAAGAAAGAUUCACUUGCUUGAGACAGUUUGAUACAUCUAGCAUUAUCAUGGCAUCACAAUUUGGAAUAAGUGAAGGAGAGCUGGUUGAGAUGAGCAGUGUCCUGACAUCCAGAGUGGUCAGUGACGUAGUGGCUCAGGUGCAAGGCAUGCUUCAACAAACAACCUCUGUGACCCUUAACAUCGCAGUUACUGGAGAAUCAGGUUCAGGAAAGUCUUCUUUCAUUAAUGCUUUCCGUGGAGUUUCUGAUGAUGAACCGGAAGCAGCAGAGACAGGUGUAACAGAAACCACCAGGGAUAUCAGAGCAUACUCACAUCCCUCUGCUCGCAAUGUCUUGCUGUGGGACCUGCCAGGAAUCGGGACCCCCUCGUUUCAGCCUAAAACAUACUUGGAGGAUGUUGGUCUUCUGAAUUAUGACUUUUUUAUCAUUGUCUCAUCUGGUCGCUUUCAAGAGUGCCAUUCUGCACUGGCCAAACAUAUAAUGCAAGCUCAAAAGAAGUUUUAUUUCAUCAGAAACAAAGUGGACCAGGAUUUGGAAGCCAUUACCAGGCGCAGGAAUCGAAGUAAUUUGUCAGAUGAUAAUGUGUUGGGUCAGCUCCGUUCAGACUGUGAAAACAAUCUGAGGAUAGGUCAGGUGGAACAGCCCCAGGUUUUCUUGAUCUCCUGCUUUCACCCGCAGAGAUAUGAUUUCCCGGCGCUUCAGAUGACCUUACUACAGGAGUUAGAGGGGCACAAGCGCCAUGUCCUGCUUUUGUCAUUGCCUAACCUCAGCAAAACUGUAAUACAAAGCAAGAAAGAAGCUCUGUCGCAAGCUUUAUGGAAGACAGCUAUGGGAGCAUCUUUGAGCAGUGUCGGUAGUGGAGCCACUUUCCAUGCCAUUGUUCCUAAAUUGAUGGAUACUCUGAAAACCUAUCAGCAGACAUUCUGUAUCGAUUCACAGUCUCUCCAGCGAUUAGCCGAUAUAACCGGCAUAUCAUUUCAGGAGCUUCAGAAAGAGGUAACCUCCAGCUAUGGAAGAGAACUAACAUCACAGACCCUGGAAUGCUCUCUAUCUCAGGUAGCUUCAGGACAAAAUCUCCUGGCGACUCAGCUGGAGAGCAGGAUCCCGAUUUUGGGCUCUGUCGUCGCCGGUGGGAUUUCCUUUGUGGCCUCCUACUACCUGCUAACAACUGCCUUGAAAGAACUGAGUGAAGAUGGAGAAAGAGUCAUGCAAAAAGCCAUCCUUAAUACUUAUUCUUAAUCUUAACAAAUGGAUUAUGUCAGUUAUUGUAUGUAAAAUGACUAACCCUGCAUUGAAAGUAGUCUGUCCUCUCUGAGUAUAA